CGCAAUAAUCGUGAGACGGAUGACUGGCCAAUCGAUGAAUGUGACGGGCGUGUGUGAUUAUAAGACUAUCUAGUUACACGGGUGCAGUCCUAGCAACCCAGAAAAACCACAAAUUACCUUUACUAUGUAAAGUUGUGGUCAACUUGAGGAAUGUAGGUGGAGUAUGAAGUAUCCCGAUUGCCUAAUGCCUUGACAGUACUGGUAGCCACGUGGAGUCCGAGCGAGCAGUACGGAGAUUUAUAAACACGUAAAGUUGAGUUAAAAGUUGUGACGGAUUGCUAGUUCUGACAGUUCACCUUUUGAGACGCGUUACAAUUGUGAAAAUUUCGACUGGAUUUAAAAUACACAGACCAGGUAUGGGUCAAAACGGAGGAGAAACCGAGGCGGCAGCCUCAACUGUAACGGUUGUGAAAUCUAAACUUGUGGUUGUUGGAGAUUGUGGGUGUGGGAAAACAUCCCUCAUCAAACGAUACGUACAAGGAGAACAUAAAGAUACAUACACACCUACAGGUUUCGAUACCUACACAGCAACGUACCACGUGUCCGACACCUACAAAAUACAAAUGUCAAUAUGGGACACUUCCGGAGACAGUGGCUAUGAUCGUGUGCGUCCCCUAUCUUACAGUGAUGCCGACCUUAUCCUUGUUUGUUUUUCCGUUGCUGAUCCUGAAACAAUGGAGUCUGUUGUUUCUAAGUGGUACGGAGAGGUACGGGAACAUUGUCCAACACAGCCUAUUAUCCUGGUAGGGUGCAAGACUGACCUGAGGUCGGACACGGAUUUCACAGCCAGACUUGCGCGCAAAAAACAGUCAAUGGUUACUUAUGAUCAGGGUCUAAAGACAGCAAAACAUAUCGGCGCUCUAGUGUAUUCGGAAACAUCAUCCAAGACAUCUCAUAGGAGUGUUUGUGACGUAGUUGAGGUAGCCGCUCUGUCUUCCGCCGGAAAUAAAAGUACCGCAGAAACGACGAACUUUAGACGCCAGAGGUCAUUCAUCAGGCGUAAACGCUUCAGUGGUAUCGGGGAAGCGAAAGUUCAUUUACGGAAGGAGGCUGCCAAGAGUUGUGUUGUCAUGUGAUCUUUUUUGUCUCAUAUCAAAUUCAUAUUCUUACAAGUGUUGUGAUAUUUCUUUUAAUUUACCAUUGGUUAUGUUGAUAACGCUAGACUUAGCCAAAGCAAUAUUUGCUCAAAGUGGAGAUCGAAGAGGAGAGUCGAUUGAACUAGUAUUCUGUGAUGGAAAAUGGUCUGUACAUACAGUGAUAAGUCAGCGAUAUCCAGAUUUGGACAAAGAAGGAUAAGACACGAAAUGUAAUGUGAUUAAGGAAAGUACGUUGAAAGACGUCUUCUUUGGACGCUGUUGAUACGAUGAUAAUGACGUCAUUUAUGAUGCCGAAUUCAGGUUUUGGUCAGUGAAAGGUGUGUGAGUCACACAAAUGGUGCCAAGCUAUCUAGUCAUAUACAGAGACGGUUGAGCUGCUCCUUUUGCAUCACAAUAUAUUGGAUUGCACGUGCGUUUUUGUGUCCGUUUCGUUUGCUUCUCGUUCACCUUGAAUCCAGUUCCCAUGGUGAUUACUGAGUCUUACCGGACAUUUGCAUAUAUAGACUGGCUAUAUACACCACUUGUGUUUUUUUCAAUAUUAUUUAUUGAUAUUUAUUGAAAUAUGAAAGAAAGCGAGACACGUGGAUAUUUGUAUGUAAAUCUCCCCUUACAAACUUUGAUGUGAUAAGUUUAAUUAUCCAGAACAAAAUUUAUUUAUUUAACAGGUUACGCUGAUACUGUACGAGAGUGUGAGUUAGAAAUAUCUAGAUGACAAUUUGUAAAGAGAGAUAAACUAGUUAAUGUAGAUGACCACGAGGGCAGUCGGGACAUAUUCGGGUCUUUCCGGUCACCUCUUUGCACUAGCCGGAAAAGCCCGACUAUACUCGCUUGCAACGUUUGAACACUCGACUACAGAAUUCCUUCCGUUUUAUGUUGGAUAAACACAUCACGGAGAUUCCAUGUAAAAUGUAGACUUUUUUUGUUAAAAUAGAUAAAAAAAUAAUCAAAUGCUAGUACACAUGUACCAAGACUUGGAUAACUGUCUCUAUUGGUUGUUUAUCCAUUUAAAUGGAGUUUUAUUUCUGCAUAAUAAGAUGUACAGUUGUAGAAUAUUUAUUUUUUGGUAGACAGCAUCAGAUGGUGUUUGUUUAUAAACUUCCUUUUUACAGGUGACUCUCAUAUGAUAAACAGGUGGUAAACGGAUUUUUUUUUUUGCUAAAAGUUUUGGAGGAUUUCGUUUUUGAUUAAUUUUACAGAAAUCCAAAAUGAAAAAGUACAUAAACACAUACGUGGCUCUGCUAUCAAAACUGGCGAGCACAGUCUCGCAUGCAGAUUUUUUACUGAGCUUGUAGAAUUUGUCAUUCGGAACGCCUCUUUCCGAUUCCAGUACCUUCUAUAAGAUAGCAGAAGCAAAUGUGUUCCUUAUAUUUUAUUGUAUAGCUAUUCGGAACUCUCCUGUCAAAAAUACUAUCGAUGUGUAUUGUACUGAAAGAAUGACAAUUUGGAUGCAUAUAAGAAUGUCAGGGUUUUAUUCUAGGCUUCCGUUUUGUUGAAAUACGAAUGUCUUUCAUCCAUUGUAAAUGUUGUCUCUGUUACGUCGCGGUAAUAGCAUUCUCUAACACUUUCAUCCUGUGUUAUCUACUGUAUUGUAUUAAACGUUUCCACUGAAUGAAACCUGCUUGGCAAACUUCAUGCUUGGAAUUAAUUGUAUCGACAGUUUUUGGUGGAGUAGUCUUUCCAUUGUAAUUAAAAUCAUAUGAACUUGACAUCAUUCCCAACCUCGGUCCUCAUGUAUAAUUAUAUAUGAUCAUGAGGUUAGAAACUAGUGUCAAGUCCCUGUGAUAGAAAUCAUGCUUAAACAUUUGCUUUAAUUUGUCCCAGUGAUAGUUGUUAAAUUUCUUCUUUUCUAAAUAUCAAGUUUCCGUUACUACAAUUUCAACUUUCCAAAGGACGUCGUGUUAAUUUCAUGACGUUUGGUAUUUUGCUGUAAACUCUUUUAAUCAACUUGAGUAAUGUCAAGAAGAUAAGCUUCAUUCGCGUGGCAUUACUCGGUUAUCUUUUCCUACUGUGUUUCAGUCAUUAAACAUAUCAAUUAUAUUCCUUUGUAUAAUAUUUGGCAUUAUUAGCGGCAUUUGUAACUAGAAAAUUGUUAUAUUUCUCGAUAUUGAAGGCAAAUCUAUUUCGUACAUAACUCCAUUUGUCACCUUGCCAAUUUAUUAAUUUUCAAUAUUUUAAACUAGAGAGAACAAAUAUGUUUCCUUAACUUAUAUGAUGUUUCAGUACUUUGAAGUUGCCACCACCUUUGUUGAAAGAGUGUCGGUGAAAUGGUGUGAAAUGAAGUGAGCUUUCAGAAUUAAGAAAUAGAGAGCGUGCAUGUAUCCUUUGGAUACAGGUGUCAUUGUUAUUCCAGACGUAUAAAACGAGAGAUUUUUGACGAGCGAUGGAACUAAAUAAAUUUAUGGGA
Messenger RNA from Ylistrum balloti, 3501 nucleotides. Its product is annotated as rho-related GTP-binding protein RhoE-like. NCBI's taxonomy places the organism in Eukaryota, Metazoa, Mollusca, Bivalvia, Pectinida, Pectinidae. The record is from RefSeq and is a predicted model, not a curated record. Gene Ontology annotation, biological process: small GTPase-mediated signal transduction. Gene Ontology annotation, molecular function: GTPase activity; GTP binding. The transcript has 5 exons. Bases 357 to 1076 code for a protein of 239 amino acids.